Messenger RNA from Panthera uncia (snow leopard), 5137 nucleotides. RefSeq names its product solute carrier family 30 member 9 (gene SLC30A9). NCBI's taxonomy places the organism in Eukaryota, Metazoa, Chordata, Mammalia, Carnivora, Felidae. The coding region runs from base 2045 to 3757 and encodes 570 amino acids. Gene Ontology annotation, cellular component: membrane; nucleus. The record is from RefSeq and is a predicted model, not a curated record. Gene Ontology annotation, biological process: positive regulation of transcription by RNA polymerase II; transmembrane transport; zinc ion transport. The transcript has 19 exons. Gene Ontology annotation, molecular function: monoatomic cation transmembrane transporter activity.
CUGAAAUAAUAAUGAAGAUUAUCCUGUAGACUACAUACUUACCCAUGAAAUCUGAUUUAAAAGGUUAGAUGGAGAGGUUUAUAGCACUUGGGGAAAUUUUGAAGACUGCCCAGCAGGACAAGUAUGCUAUGAAAACACAUCAUUAUAUCUAACAUCAAGGUGUAAACACCAAGACAGCUGCAGAAGUAUUUUAUUUGUUAAGUUUAUUUACUUUGAGAGAGCGAGAGAGCGAGUGAGAGGGUACGCGGACAUGCUUGAGCAGGGAGGGGCAGCCCAAGCUGUCAGCAAAGUGCCCGCCUUGAUCUCAUGAACUGAGUGCUCAAUCUCAUGAACCGAGUGGAAAUCAAGAACUGGACGCCCAACUGACUGAGCCCCUCAGGGACCCCUGGGUAACUAUUUUAAUCUAAGUCCAUGAAGACCUUAUUAUGUGAUCCAGCAUUGUGAGGGUUUAAACAAGGUAACACAGCAAGAUCUGCUUUAUUCUUCAAACUUAUUUGGCAAGUCAAGGCUUCUGGAGGUUUAUCAAAAUUAAUACAGUAUCCACUAUAAGAAACUAGGGGCUACUUUAAGAAAUCCAAAGCAGGUUAGAAUUAUGGCAAAGAUUAAUGGAUAUUUACAUACAAUGACUAUAAAGUUAGAGUUAAGCCUUUCUGUAUUUUAUAUCAUGGAGUUGAAUUUCUGUUAAAAUCUAUCCACAAAGAAGAGACAAGAACUUUCUGGUAAUAUUCUGUUUUAUAAUCUUGAGGUUAUGAAUAUUUAACCUUAAUGUAUUAAACUAUGUUUGUCAUAGAAGUUAAAUUUGCUUACCAUUCUUGUGAUAAUUUAUUCACUGUGACCCCACUAAGCUGGUUAUACUUAUCUUACAUAAAAGGCUGUAGAUUCUCUCAAAAUUAGGAACAACAAACUAAUUUACUUCCCUUUGAAAGAGCUAUUCUGUAGGUACAUAAGUUAAGCUACUCAGACUGAUUUCAAGAAAUCAAACGACAAUGCAUUCCACUCUAUUUGCUGUGCUGGCGGUUGUUUUAUCCCCUCGGAAACAGCAAUGUACAAAACCCAAGAUUCCGUGAUGCUUAUUUUCUAUUCUGAGCAAAAACAAACAAACAAACAAACAAACAAAAAACCUACAUAGAUACUUUCAAAUAGUGAUAAGCGUUUUGAAGAAAAGUAUACAAGGCAACCGGGUAGAGACUAACCAGCCCUUGUCCAGCCAGCGUAGUCAAGGAAAGCGUCUCUUGAGUUUGAGCUAAGAUCUGAAUGAGCAUGUCAGAGGUCAACACCGUGGUGAGUAUUGUUCCGAUCUUUCUAGAACCAGACUGACUCCUGUUCCGAUGUCUGCACAUCUCCGCUUAACCCACCUCGAACACAUUAAAGUCUUACUUUAUUACAUUACACACGGGAAUCCGAGGUUCAGAGGUAAAUAAGGCAAGUACCUGCCUUCACGUACUCUGGCUACACACUGGUGUGUUAGAGGAGAACGACGUACUGGGGCAGGGUUUGGAGAGUACUGAGUUCGGCACGUUAGCCGCUGCUUGGGCUCAUCCAAGAAGGCUCCGGAGAGAGAGGUUAAGUAGGCCACCAUCCUUCCUUCCCACCUCUCUUCCCAUUUCCAACAGCAUGGCCCACGUUUCGAGCUCAGAAAUAGAAGCAGGCAGACGCCCGAAAAGGCCCUGUCACUUCUCCCACGGUUUUCCUAGCUGUUAGGAUGCAAACCACUCAGGCGAUGACUUCCAACUAACGCGAAAAGGUACAGACGCAGAAAAAGUGAAGAGGACACCAAAACCCAGCAGCAUCCCCGCCCUGCGCACGCCGUGGCGUCACGGUCUGCGGAGGCAAGGUCUCUCGAUUCGUGCUCCGAGACUACGUCACUUCCGCUGCCUGCGCGCUCUGCGGCGCUAAAUGUUGUUACUAUUUCCGGGUCAUCCAGGCCGCCUGUGGCGGCGCAGGCGUGAGUAUUAGCAGGUGUCCGGUCUAUGGAGUCAGUUGUUGCCGGCGGCGUCGCGGAGGCAGGAGGUGGUGUCCGAAUAGGGGCCUUUGCCCCGCCAGGAUGUUACCGGGCUUGGCCGCCGCCGCUGCGGCCCACAGAUGUAGCUGGUCCUCCCUGUGCCGGCUCCGUCUGCGCUGCAGGGCGGCGGCCCACGGCUCCAGCGAGCGCCAGGAAUGGCAGAAUUUAGUGACAUUGGGAAGCUUUUCAAACGUGGUUCCCUGUAGUCACCCAUUCAUUUGUACACUGAAUCAAGUGAAGUUGUACUCUACAAAUGUUCAGAAAGGACAGGGAUCACAAAGUCUCAGCGUGGAAAAAGUGCCAUCAUUUGAUGAAACAGCAGAAAAUAUAGGUGCUGAACUCAAAGCUCCACUCAUUAAGCAAGAACCUCUCCAAGUAAGAGUCAAAGCAGUCCUUAAGAAGAGGGAAUAUGGACCAAAGUACACUCAGAAUAAUUUCAUCACUGGAGUCAGAGCAAUAAAUGAGUUCUGUCUGAAAUCCAGUGAUCUGGAACAACUUCGAAAAAUCAGACGACGAAGUCCUCAUGAAGAUACCGAGUCCUUUACCGUAUACUUGAGAUCGGAUGUGGAGGCAAAAUCUUUGGAAGUUUGGGGAAGCCCUGAAGCUCUUGCCAGAGAGAAAAAACUGCGUAAGGAAGCAGAAAUAGAAUACAGAGAAAGGCUAUUUAGAAACCAAAAAAUAUUAAGAGAAUAUAGAGACUUCCUGGGAAACACUAAGCCACGGUCCAGAACGACAUCAGUUUUUUUUAAAGGGCCAGGAAAAGUGGUGAUGGUUGCCAUUUGCAUCAAUGGAUUAAAUUGCUUCUUUAAAUUUCUUGCCUGGAUUUAUACGGGUUCCGCAAGUAUGUUCUCUGAAGCUAUACAUUCUUUAUCUGAUACUUGUAAUCAGGGUUUGCUAGCAGUGGGCAUCAGUAAGUCUGUUCAAACACCAGAUCCUACUCAUCCGUAUGGAUUUUCGAAUAUGCGCUAUAUUGCUUCACUGAUUAGUGGGGUUGGUAUUUUCAUGAUGGGUGCAGGAUUAUCUUGGUAUCAUGGAAUCAUGGGAUUGCUUAAUCCACAGCCAAUGGAAUCCCUUCUAUGGGCAUAUUGUAUUUUAGCAGGAUCAUUAGUAUCUGAAGGAGCAACACUUCUCGUUGCUGUAAAUGAACUUCGUAGGAGUGCUCGGGCCAAAGGAAUGCCAUUUUAUAAAUAUGUAAUGGAAAGUCGUGAUCCUAGUACAAAUGUUAUAUUACUGGAGGAUACCGCAGCAGUCUUGGGAGUAAUAAUAGCAGCCACGUGUAUGGGCCUUACUUCUAUAACAGGUAAUCCCCUGUAUGACAGCCUAGGUUCUUUGGGUGUGGGCACAUUACUAGGCAUAGUCUCUGCGUUCCUCAUCUACACUAACACAGAAGCACUCUUAGGGCGAUCCAUCCAGCCAGAGCAAGUACAGCGGCUGACUGAACUCCUGGAGAACGACCCAUCAGUAAGGGCAAUUCAUGAUGUUAAAGCCACAGAUCUGGGAUUAGGGAAAGUAAGAUUUAAGGCAGAAGUAGAUUUUGAUGGACGAGUUGUUACAAGAUCAUAUUUAGAAAAACAAGAUUUUGACCAAAUGAUGCAGGAAAUUCAAGAAGUGAAAACUCCUGAAGAACUAGAAACCUUUAUGCUUAAACAUGGAGAAAAUAUUAUUGAUACUUUAGGAGCUGAAGUAGACAGACUUGAGAAGGAACUGAAAAAACGAAAUCCUGAAGUUCGACAUGUAGAUUUGGAGAUAUUAUAGAUUUUAUUGAAUGAAUCUCUUUGGAGGAAAGCCUUGGAAACAAGUCCGCGAGCCUGCUCUCCUGUACUGAAGGCGUCAGGGCCAUUCAGAAGCUGUUUUUUUGAAGAUGGAGGAAGUAUUUAAUGUGAAGGGCAGUUCAGCAUCUACAGAAUGACUACUUCAUCCUUGUAAGGGACCUAUUACAAGUUGAAUCAAUUUGGAAAUCAUGUUUUUAUGUUUCAAUAGAGAACAUUUUAGUUACUUAAAUUGUUCAUAAUUUUUCAUUUUACUCUGUCAGGGUAUAUUGUAUCUUGCGAUCAUGUUUCCUUUCUUCACAUUUGUAAAAAUAAGCAUCAUCCAUAGGAUUAUGAGUUUUAAUUUUGUUACCUUUGAAGAUGUCACUCCAUCAGAACCUGCCAAUCUUGAACGUUCUGGUUAAAUUUAGUUUUUAAAUAGUCACUCUGUUUUUUCCUUACAGAAUGUGGAAAUUAUUUCUACAUGAUUCUGCCCUGAGCAUUAAGAGGAACACUCUCCUAUCCUAGUUAUCCAUAAAUGUUCAUUCCAGAAACGGCUUAGUUACUGAAUCGAAGGAGGACAUUUCAGUCCACCUUUUAGGUUGUAGUAGUUGCCAUUUUGUAAAUUUCUUAUCUCUCCUUUACUUUUUUCUUUAUUUAGUUUAAUUUUUCCAGUGUAGGAGAUACAGAAUAACCCGGGAUGUUUCCAUAGGCCAGUUUGAUGGCUGGGGUUUUUUUUUGUUUUUUAACUGGCUUCAGUGCCAUAAUGUGUAUUUACUAGGCGGUAAUGCAUUUAUAAGCAUUUUAAAAUUCUGUAAAAUGGACUAGAAAUAUUUAUAAUUUUACAGACGGGACAGCAUUUUAUUUUUAAUUUAUUUUAAAAGGCACUACUCAUGUAAAUCUGAACUGUGAGAUAUUUCUUGCUUUAAGAGAAAGAGAAGUAAAUCUCUUAUGCGGAAACUUGUGGCCAUGAUUUUGUAUAAUAUCAUAGUCAAUAGUGUGUCUGUAACAUGAGUUUCUUACAGUUAUAAAUGGGCAUUUAUCAUAAUAUAUGGUUAAAACAUUAUGUAAGUAAGUAGCUUUCUAGUGAUAAGGUACCAAGGUGAAAAAACAUACAAUUCAGUAAUGAAAAAUUUAGUGCAAAACUACAGCUGUGUCUCCAUUCAUCAAAAUAACUCAUGCACUUUAAGUUGUUCAGGGUGGUAGUGAGCAUUGUCCAUGCAAGAGUUGUAGCUGGGUGAUUCUUUGCUGGAUAAGUGGGUGGUUGAUGUAAGAACCUAACUACUUGUAUGAGGUCAGUGGCUAAAAACUUAACUUAGAUGGAAGUUUAUGAAUCACAGCAGAUUGUAAUGCUGGAAACAAAAAAUAAACAUUUGAUUAAAGGGUU